Penicillium waksmanii is the source of this 843-nucleotide messenger RNA. Its product is annotated as enoyl-CoA hydratase/isomerase family protein. The record is from RefSeq and is a predicted model, not a curated record. Gene Ontology annotation, cellular component: mitochondrion. The transcript is spliced from 2 exons. Gene Ontology annotation, molecular function: delta(3,5)-delta(2,4)-dienoyl-CoA isomerase activity. Lineage: Eukaryota; Fungi; Ascomycota; Eurotiomycetes; Eurotiales; Aspergillaceae. The coding region runs from base 1 to 843 and encodes 280 amino acids.
AUGUCGCAAGACUACUCCUUCAAGCACUUCGCCGUGCAGUUCCCAGCCGAUCAUCCCUAUGUUGCACACGUCGAGAUCAAUCGCCCGGACAAGAUGAAUGCCUUCUUCGAAGCCAUGUGGCUCGAAAUGAAACAAGUCUUCGAGAAGCUGUCCGAGGACAGCAAUGUCCGCGCAAUCGUUCUCAGCGGCGCUGGCAAGGCUUUCACGGCCGGCCUAGAUGUCAAAGCUGCAUCAAGCGGCCCUCUCUUCUCAGAGAACAAGCUCGACCCCGCACGCGCAGCAACUCUCAUGCGCCGCCACAUCACCGAGUUCCAAGACUGCAUCACAGCUGUCGAGCGCUGUGAGAAACCCGUCGUAGUCGCUAUGCACGGCUUCGCGCUCGGUCUCGCUAUCGAUCUAUCCACAGCUGCCGAUGUGCGUAUCUGCUCUCGAGACGUCAAGUUCGCCGUGAAGGAAGUCGAUAUUGGUCUAGCAGCAGACAUCGGUACUCUCAGCCGACUACCCAAGGUAGUGAGCAACUUUGGAUGGGUGAAGGAGGUUGCACUCUCAGCCCGGGUAUUCGGCGCCGAGGAAGCUCUUCGUGUUGGCUUCGUGAACUCGGUCCACGAGGACCGUCAGGCGACUAUCGCAGCAGGUCUCAAGCUCGCUGGUUUGAUUGCGAGCAAGAGUCCCGUCGCAGUACAAGGCACCAAAGAGAUCUUGAACUGGUCGCGCGACCAUUCUGUUCAGGAUGGUCUGCGCUACACAAGCGUGUGGAAUGGCGCCGCUCUCCAGACAAAGGAUGUCACCGCGGCCCUUUUAUCCGGAUUGCAGAAGCGUACGCCUACAUUUGAGAAACUGUAA